GCUUGUUUCGUGCCAAAACGGCCCUUCCCUCCCAACGCUACACUUCUUCCAACUAGAAAACCCCAAAACAUCGCUGAACUCCUUCCCAUCUCUCUCGCUCGCUCGCUCUCCAUGGCCAUCGCUCACCGCCUCGUGGCUGUGAUCAAGGUCCCCGGCGGCGAUGACUUCUUGGUGGUUCGUCAAGAGCCGCCGCCCAGCCUCCCGGAGGAGGAGUACCAACGCUAUGUUGACACCGAUCUCUGGGAUUUGCCCUCCGCUCCGUUGAAGCUCUUGGAAGGAGGUAUUCGUUCCGAUGUUGUUGUCCAAGGGUCGGAAUCCUGCUCUGAUAAGCUCGAUUUGGGGAAUUUUGAUCUUGACGCCGCUCUCAAGGAGGUUAUAUCGCUAGUUGUUUUGGAUAGUGCAAUUAACAAAGAUUGGAUGUUUUGGAAAUUUGUGGAAGAAGCUGAAUUUGGACCAGAACCGUUGAUUCACACAGUGUUUGUUCUUGGAAGAUUGGAAUCUCAUGUAGAGGCUUUACAAGAGUCCUGUAAGUUGAUGUCCAAAGAGAAUGCCCUGAAGCUUCUUGUGGAUGUGAGGCCUGGUAAUGAUCGUUUAGGAUCUCUUUUUGUUUUGGGGCUUUUGCCUGACUCAGCAGAGUUGAAAAAAUGGAAACCUCCUUCUUCAUUGCGUUAUCAGGAGUAUCCUCCAGGUGUAAUCCUUGCACCAUUGGCCAGCAGAACAUUAAAGCCUUUCCACACAACAAAUUUAGUUGUGGUUGUAUCAGACAAGUCCAUUGGUGGUAUUGAAGGUCCCAGUAAUAUUGCAUAUGGGGAUGCACUGUUAAUGGAUCCUGGAUGCUGUUCACAGUCUCAUAAGGAGCUUAAGGAACUUGUAGCUUCAUUGCCAAGAAAGUUGGUGGUCUUUGUGACACAUCACCACCAUGAUCAUAUUGACGGUCUUUCGGUAGUUCAGCAGUGCAAUCCGGAUUCUAUUUUGUUGGCACAUGAAAAUACUUUGACUCGCAUCGGAAAAGAAGCAUGGACCCUUGGUUAUACCUUGAUUUCUGGUGGCGAGAGAAUACAAAUUGGUGAUCAACAAUUAGAAGCAAUCUUUGCUCCUGGGCACACUGAUGGGCACCUAGCGCUCCUUCAUGUUAGCACGAAUUCACUGGUUGUCGGUGAUCAUUGUGUAGGUCAUGGCAGUACUAUUCUGGAUGGCAAGGCUGGUGGAAACAUGAAGGACUACUUCCAGACAACUUAUAAUUUCUUGGAGCGCUCUCCAAAUGUUCUAAUUCCCAUGCAUGGUAGGCUUAACAUGUGGCCUAAGAGGAUGCUUUGUGGAUACCUCAAGCAUCGUCGGGAUAGAGAAUUGUCCAUUUUGAAAGCUAUUGAAAGUGGGGCGUAUACUAUGUCCGAUAUAAUUAGCAAGUCCUACCCUGGUUUGGACCCAAAAUUAUGGAUUCCAGCUUCAUGGAAUGUAAGGCUCCAUGUUGAUCAUCUCGCGCUCCAAGGGAAGUUACCAAAGGAUUUCUCCUUGCAAAAAUUCAGAGCAUCUUGCAUCCUAUUUGCACCUAAAUUGAUAUGGGCAUAUCUGCCAAACCUGAAAUUGACCCCUACUAAAUUAUUAGCCUUUGCAGUUGCCGGAGGCCUCGCCACGGUGAUCAUAACAAAUGUGUUCAGCUCAAAGACUUCAUAAAUAGAGCUCAAUACAUACAUACAUAUAUAUAUAUAUAUAUAUAUAUAUAUAUAUAGAUAUAUAUGCUUGCCGGGAAUAAACAUUGCCGAUAAUUAUGUCGGUAGAUGCACAGCAGCCAGUGGCAGCUACAUUCAGAUUCAGCAGUCAACCAUGGCUUGCUACUUCUCAUAAAGGCAAGGGGUAUUAUUUUGGGAGUGUUUCUUUUAUAUUUUCAAUACAAAUUGAUAGUGAUAAACUCAUCAGCAUUUAUAUUGUUUGCUAUUUCUUAUAAAGGCAGGGGGUAUUAUUUUGGGAGUGUUUAAAAUAUACAAAUUGAUAUUGAUAAACACUUCGGCAUUUAGAAUUGCUUGCUUACUUGCUACUUUCA
Molecule: messenger RNA, 2041 nt
Organism: Dioscorea cayenensis subsp. rotundata (Guinea yam)
Lineage: Eukaryota; Viridiplantae; Streptophyta; Magnoliopsida; Dioscoreales; Dioscoreaceae
Exons: 12
Coding region: 112-1674 (520 amino acids)
Cellular component (GO): plastid
Source: RefSeq, a predicted model, not a curated record